This is a messenger RNA of Neofelis nebulosa (Clouded leopard), 3364 nucleotides long. RefSeq names its product adenylate kinase 3 (gene AK3). The record is from RefSeq and is a predicted model, not a curated record. Gene Ontology annotation, molecular function: AMP kinase activity; ATP binding. Gene Ontology annotation, cellular component: mitochondrion; cytoplasm. Gene Ontology annotation, biological process: nucleobase-containing compound metabolic process. NCBI's taxonomy places the organism in Eukaryota, Metazoa, Chordata, Mammalia, Carnivora, Felidae. The coding region runs from base 102 to 785 and encodes 227 amino acids. The transcript is spliced from 5 exons.
CCGGCAGGCCCCGCACCGCACACCGCACGCCGCACACCCGGACGAGCGCGCAGCCGGGCCGGACUCCCCAGGGCGCGCGGCCCGGGCCGCUCCCUCCGACCAUGGGGGCGUCGGCGCGGCUGCUGCGCGCGGUCAUCAUGGGGGCGCCGGGCUCGGGCAAGGGCACCGUGUCGUCGCGCAUCACCAAGCACUUCGCGCUGAAGCACCUCUCCAGCGGGGACCUGCUCCGAGACAACAUGCUUCGGGGCACAGAAAUCGGCGUGUUAGCCAAGACUUUCAUCGACCAAGGGAAGCUCAUCCCAGAUGAUGUCAUGACUCGGCUGGCUCUACACGAGCUGAAAAACCUCACUCAGUGCAGCUGGCUGUUGGACGGUUUUCCAAGGACACUUCCACAGGCAGAAGCCCUGGACAGAGCUUAUCAGAUAGACACGGUGAUUAAUCUGAACGUGCCCUUUGAGGUCAUUAAGCAGCGUCUCACUGCUCGCUGGAUUCAUCCCGCCAGCGGCCGAGUCUACAACAUUGAGUUCAACCCUCCCAAAACCGUGGGCAUUGAUGACCUGACUGGAGAGCCUCUCAUUCAGCGUGAGGACGAUAAGCCAGAGACAGUUGUCAGGAGACUGAAGGCGUACGAAGUCCAAACAGAGCCGGUCCUGGAAUAUUACCAGAAAAAGGGGGUGUUGGAAACAUUCUCCGGAACAGAAACCAACAAGAUCUGGCCCUAUGUCUACGCUUUCCUACAAACAAGGGUUCCACAAGUAAACCAGAAAGCAUCAGUUACUCCAUGAGGAAAAGUGCAUAAAACCAGUAAGAUGAACAGGGGCUCCUCGUCCGGAGCCUGCCAUGUAUGAGUUUUUUUGAAAAUUGUAUUAGUUUCAGUUGUACUGAUUUUAUUCUGGAAAUUAAGGAUAUGUCCAAUGACGAAGAUUCAUGUUUCCGUCCAGUGUGUUUUAUCCACUUAUCUUCUAUGGGCAUGCAGUUAAAAAAUAUCAGAUAUGUCUUCACUUCUGAAAAUUUUUCUAAAGGAUAAUUAAAAGAGCAAUCGGAAAUAACGUAAGUUUUGUUCAGAAGAGCAAGUGAUACAAAUUUUAUUUUUCUGGAAAAGCUAAUAAAAAAAAUUCCACGCCACUCUGAAAAGUAUCUCAUCAGAGAAAUUUGCAUAGACUGUUGCCCAAAAAACGGCAUCACUAGCAUUAUGGUACAUGGUUUUGUGAGACACUAGGUCUAUCAAAUUCCAGAAAACAACUGGAAACGCGCAUUAGUUUCAGGAUGCAAAUUCACUGCUGCCUUUAUACUAAGAAACUUACAAGCAUAGCCAUUUUUGCUGUAUUUAUUUUGUCGUUAAACAUACCUUCAGUUUACUCAGAAUUUUCAGUCUGCUAUACAAUUGUAUUAAACUAGCAUAUAGGAAAAUACUACCUUCCUAUGACAUGUUGUCUUUUGAGAAUACGUGUCCUGAGGAAAAUGUUAGAAAGUGACCCUAGAAGUUCUUGCAGAAGCACCGAAGUUGAAUUGUCCACAGAAAAUGUCAUUACAGUCUUAUGUUUUUGGGUGUUACUCAGGUUAAGAAAUACGUGCUACUUGCCAGAAAUACGACCUACUUGCCAGUUUCUGAUCAGUGUGUAACUUCUGCGUUGAAGAGUAACCAGUUAAAGUACAAAAAGAAAAGAAAAGCCAUGGCCCGAAGUGAAGGAAGCAUACUUGGCCAUCAGGAAGUAGGAACAGGUGUGCCUGGGGAGCAUUCCCUUGACAGAGGGAACAACCCUAAUUAGUAAUCAGGUGUAGCAAUGAAGAAGGAUUUACCUGAAAGGCUGAAAAGGACCGGGAAGGUAACUGAGUUUGCUGAAGUUCUUUGUUCAUCAGAGAAGCGGACACCUCGCUUUCCCUGCUGCCCCGUCGUCUGGCAGGAGAACUGUGUUUGCAUGCUGGGCAGCCAUCUAGGAGUGACAACAGUUUGGUUUCUUAGCGGGGCAGCAAGGAUGCACGCUUCCGUCCCGUGGCCUGCUGGGAAGAGCAGGGCGAUGAGGCGGAGGGGAAACCCAACCACAUGUUCAAGGGCAUAUUUACUCUUAUUUACCUGGUGCUGAGUCAAACGAAACGAGUCCUCGUACAAGCGGUUAACUGCCUGUGAACAUUUGGCCCAUUUUAUUCCAGGCGCUUAAAAUACACAUGCCAACAAGUUGUUCUUUAUUCUGUAGGGAGAAACUCUUCUCUUCCGAUUUUUAAAAAUUCAAUGUUAAUCUUUCAGAAUGGACCAAGGCUUUUAAAAAUAGUAAGCAUUUCUUUACAAAAGUUUCUACGAUGCUUUAUUUGAAUGUUAAUAUUAUGUGCUUUCUAAAACGGUUGUGAACUACAAAGCUUAGGAAUUAUCACUGGGUUAGCAGGUACAUGAGUAUUAAUGUUCUACAAUAAAAGUGAAUUUUAGAACUGUGGGUAUUACUUUGUGUCCAGCAUUCCACAGGGCUGACUCCAUCCCACCCUUCUGUUCUGCUGCCCUGAUGUCUCCCGCACUUCCGAAUUAGUGACUACUUUCUAAUAAUUGUCUUAAAAUUAAAACUGUGUCUUAAACCAGUACAGAGGCUGGUUUCAUUUUAAGCUAGAUCUCCUGCUGUAGUAUUGCAGGCAUAGUGGACACACUUGGAUUUGGAACUCAAAAAGGGGCAGAAGUACAUGGCUAUCGAAAGUAAGACCUCUUCCUGUAACCACUCCCUCCCCACCUCAGAACACAUAACCGGAAGUUUUGCACGUACGUCCAUUACUUUGGGAAAUGCUCGCGCUAUUACUUUUUUGCUUUAUUAAAGCAAAUAAACUUGUUUUAUGCCGAGUUGAUGUCAUAGACAGUUCUGAUGAAGACUGUCAUUGUUGAAAAGCUCAGUGACCGUUGUCGUGAUUUAAGUGCCACAUGGAAGUAUGUCCAGAGCUGAAUGCCAUGGCGAGGAGAAGCUGCCGUGCCUUAGUUAAAAGGCUGGUGAGGACAGUACCUCAGCCCAUGACCCUGUGUUCUGGGGUACCCGUCGUUCUGGUUCACCUUUCGUAAGCAGAGUGUGCUGUGGGAAAUGCAAAUUGGCAACACCAUCUGCAAAUAUUCUCCAUUUCUCUUUUGAAAUGGGUUAAAUACUGGCUCAAACUUUUAAACCCCAGUCCAUAGCUAUUUUCCAGCCAGGUAUUUACAAUGGCAUUCCAGCAAAAUAUCUGAGACAUUCAAUAGUCUGUGACAAAACUUACGUUAACAGCAAAUCAUGGUGAUUACAGACCUGAAAUUGCUGUUAGUACCCGCAACCAACAUCAAGAAUAAAUUUGUAUUUAAAACAUGUUUGUAAGUUGUGUCUUCUCGUUGACAAAAUAAAUAGCUUUCUUAACUUUGCAA